Adelges cooleyi (spruce gall adelgid) is the source of this 1655-nucleotide messenger RNA. It is a transcript of the gene Traf6, whose product is annotated as TNF receptor-associated factor 6. Gene Ontology annotation, biological process: regulation of canonical NF-kappaB signal transduction; regulation of apoptotic process; tumor necrosis factor-mediated signaling pathway. The transcript is spliced from 7 exons. Gene Ontology annotation, molecular function: zinc ion binding; protein binding. The record is from RefSeq and is a predicted model, not a curated record. Gene Ontology annotation, cellular component: plasma membrane signaling receptor complex. Bases 294 to 1502 code for a protein of 402 amino acids. Lineage: Eukaryota; Metazoa; Arthropoda; Insecta; Hemiptera; Adelgidae.
AAUAUCAAUAAUCUUAAAAACAUUGACCGCCGCAGUUCGUAGAAUGUCGACGUGUUGGUCCGGGUGCGUGUCACGAAGGACUGUAUUCCUGAAUACUAUUAAUUAUUAUACUAUAAUAUUGUUGUAAAUUCUAUUAAAAUUAUUUGUUUAUUAACAAUUGCUUUAAUUUUGAUGUCAUGUAAAUUAUUCGACUUGAUCGUUUACUUUAUGUCGCGAGAUUCGGAUAUUACUAAAUUUAAAAACAUUUUACUUUAAAAAGAAAAACAAACAAGUAUUAUUUUAGAUAUUUAAAAAUGCAAUCUGCAAUAGAUAGUCGUUUUCAAUGUUCUAUAUGUCUCAACUGCUUGAAAGAUCCUGUGCUUACGAGAUGUGGACAUCGUUUUUGUUCAGAAUGCAUACACGCGUGGUUAAAACGCAAAAGUCAAAUUUGCCCAAUCGAUUUUGAGUCGUUAUCUAGUGACGGCUUGUUUCCGGAUAACUAUACGAAACGGGAAAUAGACGAGCAGAAAGUGUCUUGUUCAAAUGAGGGUUGUGGAAUUGUAAUCCCGUUAUUGCAAGCCGAUGAUCACUUUGCCACAUGUAAAUUUAAUAAAAACGAAAUAAACGGAGUCGACGAAAAUGUUUGUCCUUUCCAUAUAAUUGGUUGCAAGGUGAUUUUAAAAAGUAAAGAAGAGAUAUUAUGUCAUUUAGAAGUAAAUACUUCUAAACAUUUAACUUUGUUGUCUGAAUCUCACGUUAAUCUUUUAAACAAGGUAAUGAAAAGAGAGCAAGUACAACAUAAAGCGCUAGAAGCAACACAGUUUUGGGAUGCAAACAAAGAUCCAAGUUCAGAGAAAGCGUUACUUUGCAAUCUGUACGAGAGAAUAGUUGUGUUAGAACAGAGUAAUAUUGAAAAGGACAAGGAUAUAAAACGUCUCAGCCAAAACAAUGAUGAAAAAAAUAAAGAUCAAGAACGUUUAAGUCAUAUGAUCAAUAAUUUGAGCAUGGAGUUGAUGCAAAUCCAAACCAACUUAUCGUUAGCAACUUGCAAUGGCGUUUACGUUUGGAGAUUUGAAAAUUUUAUGGAAUCUUUUAAAUUAAUGAAAGAAAAACCACUGAAAACUAGAUAUUACACACCAGGAUUUUACACGUCAGCUGCCGGUUAUAAAGUAUGCGGCCGAGUGAACAUGUCAACAGACAACCAAAAUCUUUCUCUUUUUAUACACAUGAUGCGCGGAGAUUAUGAUGAUACAUUAAAUUGGCCAUUUAAUGGUCAUAUUACAUUAUCAUUGAUUCAUCCGACUGAUCCUUCACUGACCGUUUGUUUAAAAAUGGAAUCAUCGGCCGAAUCUGAAGCAUUUAGAAAAUGUUCAUUUAGCAACAAUGGUAAUGAGACACCUCCUUUAAACCCAAGAGCAUUUGGUUACAGUGAGUUUGUCGCUAUUGACGAAGUCUUACAAAAUGGAUUUAUUAAAGAUGACUCAAUUGUUAUAAAAAUAAUUGUAGAAUGCAUUGAAAAUUGAUCUCUCUUGAUUUUCUAAAUUUUAAUUUACCUAAAACUUUUGUGAUAUGUAUAAUUAUAUCCGUCCUUUUUAUUUUAGACUAUAAUAAUAACCUUAACUAAUAAUUACAUAUUUUUAUUAUGUUGUACAAAAAAAAAUUAUUUGUCACUGAAA